Molecule: messenger RNA, 1270 nt
Organism: Camarhynchus parvulus
Lineage: Eukaryota; Metazoa; Chordata; Aves; Passeriformes; Thraupidae
Gene: GLRX3
Product: glutaredoxin 3
Source: RefSeq, a predicted model, not a curated record
UGCCCAGGGCGGACGCACGUGACCUGCGGUUGCCGCCACGUGACCGGCGGUGACCCCACGUGUCCCUGGCUGGGCCCGGCCAUGGCGGGCGCGGUGGCGGCCGCGGGCUCCGUGGAGCAGUUCCAGAAGCUGCUGCAGCGCCCGGACAGGUCCCUGGUGGUGGUGCACUUCUGGGCGCCAUGGGCUCCGCAGUGCGCGCAGAUGAACGAGGUGAUGGCAGCGCUGGCGCGGGAGCACAGCCAGGUCACCUUCGUGCAGCUGGAAGCUGAGGCCGUGCCUGAAGUGUCUGAAAAAUAUGGAAUUAGUUCUGUUCCAACGUUCUUGUUCUUUAAGAAUUCCCAGAAGGUGGACCGCCUGGAAGUACCCUGGAGAAGCCGGCCGGCCGAAUGCUGUUGGCGGCAGCCCCGACGAGCUGUGGGGCGCUUUGCCCCUGCCCAGGAGCAGCUGCACGCCCGCCUCAGGGGGCUCAUCAACGCUGCCCCCUGCAUGCUCUUCAUGAAGGGCUCUCCCAAGGAGCCACCCCUGCCUAUCCCAUGGAAUUCCCCUGCAGGCUUCAGCAGGCAGAUAGUGGAGAUCCUGCAGAAGCACGGCGUGGCCUUCAGCAGCUUUGACAUCUUCUCUGACGAGGAGGUGCGCCAGGGGCUCAAAGCCUUCUCCAACUGGCCAACCUACCCCCAGCUCUACGUCAAGGGGGAGCUCAUCGGGGGCCUGGACAUCGUCAAGGAGCUCGAGGCAUCAGGAGAGCUGGACUCAGUCUGCCCAAAGGGCCAGAAGCUGGAGGACAGGCUUAAAUCCUUGAUAAACAAAGCUCCUGUGAUGCUCUUCAUGAAGGGAAACAAACAGAUGGCAAAAUGUGGCUUCAGCAAGCAAAUCAUAGAAAUCAUGAACAACACUGGCGUGGAUUACGAGACCUUUGACAUCCUGCAGGAUGAGGAGGUGCGCCAGGGGCUGAAAUCCUUCUCCAACUGGCCCACGUACCCCCAGCUCUACGUCAAGGGGGAGCUGGUGGGAGGGCUGGACAUUGUCAAGGAGCUGAAGGAAAGUGGGGAGCUGCUGCCUGUGCUGAAGGGGGAGAAUUGAUGGGGAGGACAUGAGUGGGAAGAGAAAUUCCCUGGAACAGCCUGGAACACUUAGAGAUUCUCCUGGAGCAAUAGCCAACUGCGCCCUGAGGAGCAUCAGGAGGGGAAGCAGACAGGAAAUAAACACAAAUAUUCUCUCUAUGAAAAUGAUUUCACUGGGGACACAAAAAGGUCAAUUAAAGUUCAGUGCU